This is a messenger RNA of Porites evermanni, 624 nucleotides long. Lineage: Eukaryota; Metazoa; Cnidaria; Anthozoa; Scleractinia; Poritidae. The record is from the annotation of a GenBank genome assembly.
AUGCAGCGCAGACGUUCAGGGGAAGAAAAAAUCCAUAUUGCAACUUUAGACGUCCGAAACUACCGUCCCGACGAAGUCAGCCUUCGAGUCGAAGGAGAUAUUUUAGUUGUGAAAGCUAAGCAUUACGCUGACGGAAGCUUUGGUUUCGAGCGAAAUGAAUUACAACGCACCUAUCCGGUGCCGCAAGAUGCAGAUCCAGCAAGCAUAACCUCAAAGAUUUCUCAAGAUGGCUAUUUAACCAUCGAAGCGACGAAACGAGUGGUUAAAACAGCGGAUAACGAUUUCGUGCUUGGGGGAUUUGAAACGCGCGCGGGAGAAGUGGCGAGAAUUGACGACAAGAAAUUCAGCGUUUUGUUAGAUGUGGCAAAUUUCAAGCCUGAGGAAAUCAAAGUUAAAGUUGUGGGGAAUGAGUUAUCAGUCAGCGCGAAACACGAGUCUGAAAAAGAAGGCCAUUUCACCUCACGCCAGUUUAACCGACAUUUUGUACUCCCCAAAGACGUGGAUAUGAGCAGUGUGAUCUCUCGUCUCAACGAUGAAGGAAAACUACUGGUUGAAGCCGAAAGAAAAGCUCUGCCGCCACCACAAGAGAGGUUUAUAAGCAUCGAAAAAGACAAAAAGGCUUGA